This is a messenger RNA of Salvia hispanica, 1417 nucleotides long. Its product is annotated as cinnamyl alcohol dehydrogenase 1. The record is from RefSeq and is a predicted model, not a curated record. Gene Ontology annotation, molecular function: zinc ion binding; oxidoreductase activity, acting on the CH-OH group of donors, NAD or NADP as acceptor. NCBI's taxonomy places the organism in Eukaryota, Viridiplantae, Streptophyta, Magnoliopsida, Lamiales, Lamiaceae.
CCAAUUUGACAAGAAUCCAUCCUCUCAGAAUCUCAGGCCAAACUUUUGAAGUUUCAAUCCCUUUAACCUUGAAAAAAGAGCAACAUGGGCAGUUUGGAAGCAGAAAGAAAUACAGUGGGGUAUGCUGCAAGAGACCCUUCAGGGAUUCUGUCCCCCUAUACUUACACUCUCAGAAACACAGGGCCUGGGGAUGUUUAUUUGAAGGUAAUGUGCUGUGGGAUUUGCCACACUGAUAUUCACCAGAUCAAGAAUGACCUUGGCAUGUCCAAUUACCCCAUGGUUCCUGGUCAUGAAGUGGUUGGUGAGGUGGUUGAGGUUGGAUCAGAUGUGACCAAAUUCCGGGCUGGUGAUGUGGUCGGAGUUGGCUGCAUCGUCGGGUGCUGUGGCAGCUGUCGCCCGUGCAAGGCUGACAUCGAGCAAUACUGCAACAAGAAGAUUUGGUCGUAUAACGACGUUUACACUGAUGGAAAGCCAACUCAAGGGGGUUUUGCUAAUGCUAUGGUUGUUGAUCAGAAGUUUGUGGUCAAAAUCCCCGAUGGUAUGGCACCGGAGCAGGCUGCACCGUUGCUAUGUGCAGGGGUGACCGUGUACAGUCCCCUCAACCAUUUUGGGCUGAAACAGAGCGGCCUACGAGGCGGCAUCUUGGGGCUUGGAGGGGUCGGACAUAUGGGAGUGAAGAUCGCAAAGGCCAUGGGCCAUCAUGUUACGGUUAUCAGCUCCUCGGAUAAGAAGAGGGCAGAGGCGUUGGAUCACCUUGGCGCUGAUGAGUACUUGGUGAGCUCGGAUGCUGCUCGGAUGCAAGAGGCUGCUGACUCGCUGGACUACAUAAUCGACACGAUCCCCGUGAACCAUCCCUUGGAGCCUUACCUCUCUCUGUUGAAAAUUGAUGGAAAACUGAUCUUGAUGGGAGUUAUUAAUACUCCUUUGCAAUUUAUCAGCCCAAUGGUCAUGCUUGGGAGGAAAAGUAUCACGGGAAGCUUCAUCGGUAGCAUGAAUGAGCUAGAGGAAAUGCUGGAGUUUUGCAAGGAUAAGGACCUUUCUUCCACAAUUGAGAUAGUGAAGAUGGAUUACAUUAAUACUGCCUUUGAGAGGCUCGAAAAGAACGAUGUCCGAUACAGGUUCGUGGUCGAUGUUGCAGGAAGCAAACUUGAGCAGUGAAGGCAAAUCACAUUGUUAUUGUUUCACUUGUUUCUUUUAUCAUGUAUUGACUGUGUUUUGGAUUGGAAACCAAUGGAGAUAUACCCCUAUCUAUAUAUAUGUGGUUUUGAGUUAUUUCAUGAAAAGUUGUUGUCUUCUGUCAUCUUGGGAUUUAUCACACUUGAAGUAUUUAAUAUUUUGUGUAGGAGAGGAGUUGGUGUGAUUGUGAUAGUCUCAAUGGACAUACAUAUGAUAAAUAUAUAAUAUUGAAAUUUGAGAA